UUUACUCUAUGUUUGUAUUGACAAGAAGUCGGGGCGAGACUUGGCUUGAGGCAGUUUACGAUAGCGAAGCUUUCUUUUUGCAAAAAAACAGGCUUGAACAUCUGAAAUAAGUUAAAUUGUGAAUGUAUAUAAUGAAAUAAUUGUGUUAGUUGUAAGCUGUAAGGAUUAUAUUGUGUAAAAAUGGCUGCAGUUAAGAAUAAUGGGCCGAUAAUAGACCCAGCGUUGUGUCGGUGCUGCAGGGCUAUAAAAAAAUGUCGAGUUCUCACAUCGGAGUACACUUGGAUGGAGAAAAAGGAAGUAUAUGCUGACAUGGUCAUGGACUGCUUUGGAAUAUUGCUAUCUCACGUAGAUGACAACGACAAGGAUUGCGGCGUGUGCGCAACGUGUGUCGUACGCCUCCGCGACGCAUGCGCAUUCAGACAGCAAGUGCUGCAAUGUGAGGAGUUGUUCCUCAGCGCUAAGCUCGAAGACAAGGAUACACUGGCUGGUGAGAUUACUGAACCGAAGAUAGAUAAGCCACAAAUGGAUAUAGAACUGAAGAUUGAGCCGAAAGACGACUGCAGCGAGAUAUCCGGAGGAGCAGACCAUGAUGAUGACAUGUCCAUGGAUUAUCCUGAGGAUGUUGAAGAAAUUAAAGCCCCCAAAAAAGAGGAUGUGCCAACAAAUGAUGAGGCCCAAAAACCGGAGCUACCUCUAGACGAAGACUCGAAGCUAGAUGAUGAUGAUGAUGACGAGAGCGACUGGUCGGCUUCAUCAUCAGACUCCGACAAACCCAUCAAGAAGAAGGCUAAGAAGAAAGCUAAGAGUAAUGGCGCGCAGAAGAAGAAGAAAGUCGCUGUUAAGAAGCAGAAAGCUGGUACAUCAUCAAAAAAAUCACCGAAAACUAUCAAAAAACCACCCGUUGAGAAGAAACAAAAUUACGACCGAGACUUAGACUGUAUGUCUGAAGAAAAUCUGCUAACUAUCAUACAGUAUUCUUACGUAUGUCCUUUUAAAAACAGGCGAAAUAACUACUAUUGCUUCUACUGCAAAGAUUAUUACCCAAAACCAGAAGAUUUGAGAGAACACACAGUUUCUCAUGACACUAAACCGUUCCAACUACUUAUGGGAUACAAAAAAAUGAUCAAAAUUGAUAUUACAAGAAUAGAUUGCAGACUCUGUCCUCAAAAAAUAGACGACUUAAACGUUUUUAAACAACAUAUAGAUCAGGUACACGGUAAAAAAAUAUAUUUUGAGGCUCCGGAUAAAAUGUUGCUUUACAAAUUAACAUGGAACGAUUUAGUGUGUGUAAUGUGUAAUGAUGUUUUUGAAGAUUUUAACACUUUAAACACACAUAUGGUUGAACAUUUCAGCAAUUAUACUUGUGAUAUAUGUGGAGUCUGCUUUUUGGAAAAACCGAGGCUCGAUGCUCAUUUAAAAAGACAUAAGGACGAUGAACGGCAUACCUGUGAAGUUUGUGGUAAAGUGUUCAAAUCUAAUCAUUAUAAAGACAUGCAUGUAGAUAUAGUACAUAAGAAAAAAGCUAUAAUAAGAUGUCCUCGUUGCGAUGAAUGUUUUAUGUCCUAUGCGUUAAAAAAUAAACACUUGACCGAGGCCCAUGGACAAAAGAGAACGUACCCGUGUAACUUAUGUGACAAAGUCUAUAAUAGACAAAAGACAUUGACAGAACAUCAAAGGAGGAACCACCAAAAAGUUUUGAAGCAUCAAUGUGAGUAUUGCGAUCAGAGGUUUUAUUUGCCGUCCCGGUUAAAAGAGCAUAUGGCAACUCAUACCGGGGAGAGGAAUUUUAGAUGUGAGUAUUGUGAAAAGAGUUAUCCUCGGUUAAAAUCUUUGCAGUACCAUAUUAGGACUCAUACGAAUGAUAGGAGGUACCGUUGUCACAUAUGUGGGCAAGCUUUCAUACAAAAUGCUAGCUUGAAAUCACAUAUAAAAAGUCAUCAUCCUGAGUGUGAUAUUGAAGGAUGCUACUUUUAAGAUUAAAUACUUUUUAGUCUAGCCGGAGGUAGAAUUUUGACAUUAGCACCCAUACAAGUGUUGUGUCAAAUUACUAUCUGUAUAGUUAUCGGCACGAAUCUUGAGCUCUGACCUACAUCUGCGCAGAAGUCAUUUAUUGGGUCCCUUUUGUGGUAUGAAGUGAGGCGCGGGGGCGGGCUAAAGCGGUGAUUGGCCCGCAGUGGC
Helicoverpa armigera (cotton bollworm) is the source of this 2178-nucleotide messenger RNA. RefSeq names its product zinc finger protein 37 homolog. Gene Ontology annotation, cellular component: nucleus. The record is from RefSeq and is a predicted model, not a curated record. Bases 181 to 1974 code for a protein of 597 amino acids. The transcript has 5 exons. Gene Ontology annotation, molecular function: zinc ion binding. Lineage: Eukaryota; Metazoa; Arthropoda; Insecta; Lepidoptera; Noctuidae.